UGGAGGUGAAGGCGAUCGGUGGUGGUUGAGUUCGCGAGUGGUGCAGUGUGUACGAUAGAGAGCGAAGGUGUACCUACGUCUGAAGAGUUGUGCUGACACGUUUUCGUCUCCCGUGCGGCGGGGGCUGCCCUUCGCAAGAAUCCGCGUCACGCAUGGCACCGCUCCGUGCCUGAGACGCCUUUUUCUCGGAGACAGAGAGAGCAAGAUCGUGCGCGGCCGGGGCCCAGCCUCUUCGCGUGCUUCGUCUCGUUUUGCCGUUUUCGAGCGCCGGAGAGACCGAGUCGCGAACGAGCCGACAGAAUGACCAGCCAAGAGACGUGCGAGCAAGGAAUUAGUAAUGUAGAAACUGAAUAUCUUGAGAUCAAUUCGAAAGGAGCCUGGGCGAUUCUCUAUCAGCAUAUACGUAAUGAAUGCAGCAAUUUUACAUACACAUGCAAUGAAUCAAAGAAGCCACAAAACAAAAAUUUGAAUCGUUACAGAGAUGUUUUACCAUAUGAUCAUAGUAGAAUUGUUCUUAAAAAAGGCCCAUGUGAUUAUAUCAAUGCUAAUCUCAUCCAGGUAGAUCAUGCCCGUAGACAAUAUAUUCUUACUCAAGGACCACUGGAAAAUACUGCUGGCCAUUUCUGGUUAAUGAUAUGGGAGCAAAAUUCUAAAGCUGUGUUAAUGUUAAAUAAAAUAAUCGAAAAGAAUCAUGUUAAGUGUUAUCAGUAUUGGCCUCUUGGCGAAUCCAUGAUUAAUACAAUGAUAUUUCCGGAUGUUGGUAUGAAAAUAAAAUAUAUCAGUAAAACAGAAUCAUCGGAUUAUACAACUAGAAUAUUAAAGUUAACUGAUUUGGAAACAAAAGAAAGUAGAGAAAUAUUACAUUUUCAUUAUACCACUUGGCCAGAUUUUGGUGUUCCACAAAGUCCUACAGCUUUUUUAAAUUUUUUAACAGAUGUUAGGCAAUCAGGAACAUUAGAUCAAAAUGUUGGCCCUCCUGUGGUACAUUGUUCUGCAGGAAUUGGAAGAUCGGGAACAUUUUGUUUAGUUGAUACCUGUCUUGUUUUGAUUGAAGAAAAUGGAUUGAAUUCAGUGAAUAUUAGAGAUAUAUUAAUAGAAAUGAGAAGAUCUAGAAUGGGUUUAAUUCAAACACCAGAUCAAUUAAGAUUUUCAUAUGCUGCUAUCAUUGAAGGAGCAAAACAAUUGCCAUCCAAUAACGUGAAUAUUAAUAAUGAAAUAGUGUCAAAUCAUUAUGAUGUGGUAAGUAAUAUUAGUAAUUCUUCAAAUGAAGAGGAAGAUGAACCACCUCCUUUGCCACCUCCAAGAGGUGAAUCCUUAACACGUAGCAUGAUGGCAGAUUUAACUUCGAAUACAAUAUCAAGAAAUGAUGAAUUAACUGGACCACCUGAUAAACCAUUGCCUAGAGAACCAUCAAUUCAAACAGAGACAUCCAUUACCAAUCUACAAACUGGUGUAAACUCUACAGUAAUCACAAACAAUAUACAUGAACAGAAUUCUGACGGUGUUGUAGUGCCUAAUGAUAAUGCCAGUGACGGUGAAAACUCUAUACAAACAAUUAGUCCUCCGUCCAGUCCAGAUAUGAAAAAUGAAAUACGUCAUCGUAAUAAAGAGAAGAAAGAACGCUUGGCAGCACAAGUACGAGAGAUGAAACGUCGUCAAAAAGAGACUGAAGAAUGGCAGAAGCUCAAGAGGUCAUUAUUUAAACCUCUUACAAUAGGCAUAGGCGCUGCAAUUGUUGGUGGGGGUAUUAUAGCAAUAUGUGGCUAUUUGUACAUGCGUGGUUAGGAUACAAUUGUUUUUCUGUCACACAUGUAUAUGGACAAUCGAGAUGUCAGUGAUAUUAGGUGAUUCGCACAUUCAAGAAUAGUUACUUUCACCAUGAAAUAUUUAAAAGUUCUAUUGCACGUGUCAUUAAUUGCCGUUUUGAAAAAAUAAUUAAUCAGGGAGAAGCAUUUAGUGUUAUAUAACUCGAAAUAAUAACACACGCAAUCGUUGUGAGACGUUGUAUCAAUAAGGAAUUAUCAAUUAAUUCAACAAAAUGAGGAACACAUACCAAUUAUCAAAGAAACGUAAAGAGAAGUAACUUAUUCUAAUGAAGUGCAUUUUAUAAAAGACAUUGUUGCACGAUAAAGAAGUGAAAGGAAAGAAGAAAAAAAGAUCAGAAAGUUAAUGAGAACGAAAUGAGAACGAAAGAAAAGGAAAAAACCUUCGAUUUGUAUUUUUAUAUUGUGAUUCACUCAAUGAAUAUGUAUAACAUACUAGAAGGUAUACAUUCUUUGAAAAAUCAUUUCGUUAGGUUUUAAAAGCUGCAUUUCACACUUGAUAGAUCUUUCCGUAUUCGUGUUUCCGGUAUUAGAAAUGGAAUAAGAAAUAUGUUGAGUUAGAUUUUUACUUCGUGACUAUUUUCUGCCUCAAAUAGGAGUAAAGAGUAUCUUUUUAAUUGUUUGAUAACUCUAAUCAUUAAAUGUGUAUCCUAUGUCCUAUGAAUUAGGAAGGAAGAAAAACACGUGUAAAGAUCUAAAACAAGUAAAUGUAUUCUUAUUCGCAUAUUGUAAUAAUUGUAGAUUCACGUAAAAUAGAUAGAUUAUACACAAUAUGGGUGCAUGAUAUUCCAAUAAGUAAAAUCGAUUUACUUUUUAAAAGUAAUAAUUAAUAAUAGAGGCAAUCAAAAGUAUUAAUUUCCUCUUUUUUUAUUUCUUACAAUUUUUAAAUAAAUUUAGAUUUCUUUAAUUUAAUUAAUUUUAUUACGAUCAAUUUUAACAAUUAGAGUUUAAAGAAUUUUCAAUUAUUAACCUUCUAUAUAAAUUAGAUUCAUUAAUAGCAAUUUAUCCAGAGUAUCAAAAUUAUUCAUUUAAAAUUUAUAAGUACCCAAUCAUCUUGCUAGAAUCUAAUUAUAUCGUAAUAGUCGUAGAGAAAUAUUAACGAACUUUGCAAUUAUAAUAUACUAUGUAAAUGUUUUUUUUAUGAAUAACUUACUCAUUAAAGUAAAGUCCAUUCAUCUAUAAAAUAUUCAUGACAAAAAGUGAAGUCAUAUUAAAAAUUAGCAUAAACUAUACCUGUGAAAUAUCAUGAUCCAUUCUUACAUGGCAGUUCAAUGUUUAUUUAGAGUCAUCGAUUUCGUUCGAAACUUGUUCCUGGGAUUAUAAGUAAAGAAAAAAAGAUAAAUUUUCUUGACUUUCUCUUUUUCUUGAAGAAACGCGUCAUUGAGAUAUUUCGUUUAACAUGGCAAAUUGUGCCUUCGAUAUUCUGUAUACUUCGUAAAAAUAAUUCACGCAAUUGCGUAAAAUGUUCGUAAUCGUUUGUAACAUGAAUCAUUUUGUACUUGAAGUAGUCGAGGAAAUUUUUUACAUAAAAACACACAUCUGGUAUACGGAAAAUCGACAAUUAAUAAAUUUCGUGUGAUACCGAAAUAAUUAGCAGCGACGUAAGAAUAUUUCGACUAACGAAACUUGCUACGGUGCUUAUCAUGUGCUAUUUUGAAAUAUUUUUGUGUUUUUCAUUUCAUGUGAUGAAACUAUCGAUAUAGUGGGUGCCAAAUAAUGAAAAGCCAACAAAAAUUUUGUACAUAGAAAUAUCUGAUAUUCUUAUGAAUCAGUUUUUGAUAUCCAUACAUUUAAUAUAUACAUCAAUGUAAACUAUCGAAAUAAUAUCUGAUACUUGAUCGACUAAUUUUAAAAAUUAAUCAUUUAUUCUUAUGUAUAUAUUCGAAAGAUUCUUAUGUAUAUAUUCAAAGUAAAAAAAAAAAUUACUGUAAACGAUCCAUUUAAUCAAAAAAUAUUGAUUGUCAAAAAUUGAUACUUUCUUUUAUAUUAUCAAAACUAAUAUCAAAAACUGAUUCGAUCGGAAUAUAUUUGAAAUAACGAACCGUAUCAUGGUUGCGUUAGUGAAUUUUAUUUAUACACUUUUAACCCCUUAUUGAAACGUUUCUCUCGCAUUUUAUUCAUAUCGAGUAUUUGAAUCUUAAAAUAUUUAAACUUUAAUAAUUUUAAUUAAAAAAAAAAAAAAAAAAAAAAGGAAAGAAGAAGAAGAAACAGGGGGUUAAAAGAAACGCAUCUUUCUAAAACACGAAUUCUAACUGAUUUGCUCAAUGAUAAACCGUUUAAAGUACAUUGAGCGUCGCGGAAAGACUGAGUACGUCUAAUUGCUUCUAAGUGGAGAGGAAGUUUUUAAAAAAAUGAAAAAAAAAAAAAGAAAUGAAAACGAAGAAAUGAGUACGAAACAUGUUUAGAAAAAGAAAAAAAAAAACCGUACUCUUAAACUGAGCUUCUAUAUAAGUGGUCACGAUCAUUCUUCAACUGCAGAAGAGUUACAGGAUCGUGUUCUAAGAUUAAAAAAAAAAAAAAAAAAAAAAAAAAAAGGAAGGGGAAAGAAGUUGAAACAAGAGGCAAAGGUAUAAAUUAAUUGCUCUCGAUUCAUCCUCUUUCCCAGAAAGAAAGCACGCGUGAACAAACGUAUUUUGUACUUUUGUAUUACGUCGGUAAUCGUAAGAUGUUUGGAAUACGAUCCCUGUGUGAAAAAAUUAUUUUCAAAUACGCGUUUACAUUCACCGUUUAUGCGUUUAAGUGUUCGUUAACGAUAAUACAUCGAACAUAUAGUCUUAUAUUAUCUGUAGAGAUGUCAUCAUGUUCCAUUUGAAGCAAUGUUAAAAAAAAAAAAAACAUGUUCAAAGUUGAAUACAGUAUUCUGUCGUCGGUAUAGUUCAUCUAUGUGUAUGCACCAUUGUAUAUCUUGUUACCUGAUUUUCGUCUAGAGUAUAUUCGUACGUUUAUAUUACCGUUAGGGAGAUGUGUAAACCCAGACGCGUUUUCUUUCUUCUCUUUAACGAUAUUUAAAACACGCUCGAAUGACAUAACCUUCAUAGGGUACGAGAAUGGUGCGAAAACAGCUUUCUCAAAGCAAGGAGAACGGCACGUGUGUCAGCCUUUGUUUAAAACGAUUACGAUCGGACGUGAGAUAUGUUAGUGGUGUUCCUAGAGGAAUGAUAAAUUUUAAUAUUUUUUUUUAUAUUUUUUUUUCUUUUCUUUUUUUUUAGAAACACGGUGAACGCGAUCAUUAAAGUCACAGUGAAAGUGUUCGACUCUUGUAAUUAAAACUGUUUAAAGCUUCUAAGUGUUGGUCAAAUGUAUACUUUUGGAAGAUAAUUUUCGGAUGUGGAUCACCGUCAUAAAAAAGGUCUGAAAAUAAUAACAAAAAAUUUUAUUGUUUUUAAAUAGUAAUAUUACUUUCUAGAUUUCUCUGUAAUUUUUGUUCAAUAAAUAUUGAAAUAUUCGAGAUAUAUCGUGAUAUCGCGAUAAUUAAAAAUGUUAAUAACUCGAAUUUCAAUAUAAUUUAAACAAAUAAAAUGAGAGAAAACACGAGGAAGCUUGUAACAGUUACGACCGACGAGUUAAUCAAAAAAUGAAAUUCAUUUGAAGCUAAUUUAAUGUAUUUCGUCAUUAAUCUCUUGCCUUAAAAUGACUUAUCGUCAAAUUUAUGGUACUCUAAAAUUAUUAAUAAUUCUAAAUAUCUGUCGCCAUUUUUUUUUUCACUUUUGACUUCUCGUAUUAAACUGGCGUCUCUCGAUGAAAUUAAUAAGGCAAGAAAUUAACGAUUAACCGUGUUUCGCGCGUUCAUUCGGAAAUUUCAUCGAAUCAUCAUCGUUGUACGUAAGAUCAUCGAAAAAAAAAAAAAAGUUAGGCUAACAUUCGUCUGAUUCCCUUGUUCUCGUUAAUCGUGGAAAGCUUAUCGAAAAAAAAUUCUCGAAGAGCGUGUGAGAGUGUGAGAGCGUAUGCGUGAGAGAGAAACGAGGAACGAGAAAGAAACGUAUUCUCGAGAAACUAAAAUCCACGAAAGACACGGUGCUAAUUAAAGUUCCAAAAAAAAAAAAAAAAAAAAAAAAGAAAAAGAAAAACAAAAAGAAAUAAAAGAAGAAAGGGGAAAAAAGGAAAGGAAAGAAAAGAAAAAGGAGGAAGUAUUGACACGCCUUGGCGCGAAUACUUCAUGCAUGAGAGAGAGAGAGAGAGCAUGAACGUUGAAAUAUUGAAUAUUGGGUAUGAAGGGAUACGAGAGUGAAAAAGAUGAAAUAUUACGAUCGACGGUCGUGAGAUUUCAUACGGACGUACAUUUAUCCUUACAUUUCGCCUCUAGAAAAAAAUAAUAUAACGAGAGAGAAACGAAAAGAGUCACAAAAACGUCUUUGAAAAAGAUAUUUCGUCGAUCAUCGAGAAAAAAAAUAUAUUAUAUAAGAAUCAGAUAAUCAAAUUCGAAGAGGAAGAAUUAAAAAAAAAAAAAAAAAAAAAAAAUAAUGAGANUGAGAAAAAAAAUGUAAAAAAAAACGAAGAGGGGAUUUUCUUCUCGUAAAUUGCAAAAAUUUCAGUUUUUCUCCAUUCAUAUAAUAAUAAAUCUCUCCAUCGUAUAUACAAUAGACGUAAAUGUUACUGACGCUAAAAGGAAAUCGCAGAAACAUAGCCAAGUGCCUAUUCGAGUACGAAAGGGAAGAAAAAGGAGCCAAUAGCGAGAAUACGAUCGGUAGUAGCAUUUGAUAUUUACGACUUACUUGUUAUGCAUACCCCUCGCCUUUCUGGAACAGCGCAGAUAUCGCAGCAAAUGAAUCCUUUACUAUUCCGACAAUAUGCAUAUACUUAAACAUUAUUAUAUAUUAGAUAUAUAUAUAUAUAUAUAACAUGUAUGUACAUUUAGAAAUAGAUAGCCGUUCUAGUAAAUCUAUUGUCAUUGCGACUGUUGAACAAUCGAGCCACGAGAUUUUAAAAUUAAUCUCGAUAGAAGAGAUUAUAAAUAUUAAAUUAUUUAUCCCCCUAGCAGUAUUUAAAGAAGAAGAAGAAGAAGAAGAAGAAGAAUUUUUCCUUUUAAUCCUUGGUAUAUUGAAUAUUUGGGUUUUCGUUCAAGGGACUCGCAAAGCAAAUAUACAUUUCUAUACACACGACUCGUCUAUACAUUCGUAUAAUAACAACAACAUUUGAUAUCGAUAUAUUUAUAUUUCUCACGAAUAUCAAUAUCGAAACAAAAUUUCAUGUAAAUACGUAUAUUCGUACGAACUUGGAAAGAAAGAAAUAAUAUCGACGGUGGGGACAGUCCAGAAAAUGUUAAAACUAAAUGUUAAAAAAUGAAUGUGGAGUCGGAAUAAUAAUGAUAAUAAUGAUAAUGAUAAUAAUAAUAACAACGGAAUUUAUAUUUUAAAUAAAUAACGUUUAUAGAGUGUUACUUGCUUAAAAGUAUUUUUGUCAAGUUUUACGGGAACAUUGUUAUAGCAAAAUGUAUGAUAUAAACUAAUACAAUAACUAAAACGAAACACCAAGAGUCUCUUAAUGAAAAAGUGUUGAUCAACGUGCCCUGGUAUACUAAGGAUUAAGGAAUAUUAAGUAGAAAGUUAUAUAGAAUAGAAAAAGAAUUUUUUUUAUAUUAUAUAUAAUAUAUUUAGUGUUUAUAAUAUAAAAUCACCCAAUGUAAUUGAACAACAAAGAAAAGAAAAACUAUCCUUGUAGCUCGAUCAAAUCUGUUUAACAGUCAAAUUAUUUAAAACUAAGAAUCAAGUUGUGAGAAAUGAAGCAAGCAAACGAACGAACGAACUAAUUAAAAAAAAAAAAAAAAAAAAAAAA
Molecule: messenger RNA, 7595 nt
Organism: Apis laboriosa (Himalayan honeybee)
Lineage: Eukaryota; Metazoa; Arthropoda; Insecta; Hymenoptera; Apidae
Gene: Ptp61F
Product: tyrosine-protein phosphatase non-receptor type 1
Exons: 8
Coding region: 301-1785 (494 amino acids)
Biological process (GO): protein dephosphorylation
Molecular function (GO): protein tyrosine phosphatase activity
Source: RefSeq, a predicted model, not a curated record